Rotaria sp. Silwood2 is the source of this 537-nucleotide messenger RNA. The record is from the annotation of a GenBank genome assembly. Lineage: Eukaryota; Metazoa; Rotifera; Eurotatoria; Philodinida; Philodinidae.
AUGGCUUCGAACAGCCAUAACAGUGAUGAUUAUCCACAAAAUACACGACAUUGUGUAUUAAUUGAUGGUGAUUUCGGACGACAUGAACUAUUCAGUAAUAUUCAUCCUUACACAUUAAAUCGAAUCGAUAAAUUAAACGAUGCGUCUACAUUUAAAAAGAGUACUGAAGAAGCUAUGAAACUAAUGAAUGAUGCAUCAAAUAUUCACUAUCAUAUCUGGUAUAAUUCAUCUUCUGUGGAAGUUGACGAAUACUAUAAAGCAUUGAAAUUAAUGUACCCUCAAAGUGUAUGGUUACGUUCAUCGAUAAAAACAGUAGCAGAUAAGGAUAACAACGAAAAUAGUACCGAGAAAUUCAUAACAGUCAAAUCUGAACAUGAAUACGAUUAUAUUUGGAUCAUAUAUGGAAUCGAAAAUCAUUACGACAAACUGAUUGAACAAUUAAAAUAUACUCAUUAUUCAAAAGCAAAUAUUUUUAGCUACUGUUGGCUAGAAAACUUGAAAUGUGGUUCAAAUCGAAUUGAAUAUUUACUUGAGUAA